AUGAAGGAGAUGUUCAGUAUGACAGAAAAACCCACAAGUGAGAACCAUGAACCCAUAACUGGUAAAGAAAGCAAAUUUAUGGUACCACCAGAGGAAACUAAGGUCAUCCCCAGGAAGUCUUCAACUGAAGAAGAGAUAAAUCCUAAGAAGAACGGGGCAGAGGAACCUGAGGUAAAAAUAAACAUAGUUGUAAAUGAUGUAACUGAGGUGAAUGAGAUGGCGGUGAAUGUGAAUGCAGCAGAGAGUACCUUAACCAAGGCAGAGGAACCUGAUAUGAAGGUAAAUCAAGAAGAUAAGAACUUUACUGAUGCGGGGCAGCCUGAGGUAAAACCUUACGAGAUGCACUUCACCGAGGUGGAGGAGGUGAAGAAGGAGAACAUCAGAGAUGGGGAAAGCCAGCUGGCCUUAGUGGACGAACAGCCCGAGUUUGAACACCCCGAGGGCGGCUGGGGCUGGGUGGUCAUGCUCGCUUCCAUGUGGUGCAACGGGUCGGUGUUCGGAAUCCAAAGCAUCUUCGGGAUCUUAUUCGUGUCCCUGCUGAAGGAGUUCGGCUCUGAGGACGAUAGUGACCUGCGCUUCAGGACAGCGUGGGUGGGCUCUCUGUCUGCAGGGAUGGUAGAUGUCUGUUCUCCCAUCGUCAGUGUGUUUACAGACGUGUUCGGCUGCAGGAUCACAGCGGUGAGCGGGGCUGUGGUUGGGCUUGUUGGCCUCCUUGCCAGUUCUUUCGUUAAGUCUCUGGGCCUUAUGUACUUCACAUACGGUGUGCUGUUUGCAUGUGGCUCUUCAUUUGCAUAUCAGCCAAGUCUCGUCAUCCUUGGACAUUACUUUAAGAAGCGUUUGGGUUUGGUGAAUGGUGUGGUGGCAGCAGGGUGCAGCGUGUUCACUGGAUUUCUGUCUCUGCUGCUCCCCUUUCUGCUGGACCGCGUUGGCCUCCCCAACACCCUGCGCGUCCUCUGCAUCCUGAUGUUCGUGCUCAUGCUGGCUGGAUUCACCUACAAGCCCCGCCUCCCUCAGAGGGUGGAGUCAAAGAGGGCUUUGUUAAAGAGAACCUGUAACGUCCAGAUCUGGAGGAGUCUGAGUUACAGGAUCUGGGCCUUCGGAAUGAUGACCUCGCAAUUUGGCUACUUCGUCCCCUACGUCCACCUGAUGGAGUAUGUAAGUGAGCAUUUCCCAGGUGCCCAGCAGCAGGUAAUACUGGUGUGUCUAGGUGCUGCGUCUGGUGUGGGACGUCUCAUCUUUGGUCGUGUGGCUGACUAUGUCCCUGGAGGGAACAAAGUCUUACUGCAGGCGAUAUCCGUCAUGGUGAUUGGAGUGAUGACGAUGCUGAUCCCGGUGUGUAACGUGUUCGGCGGUCUGAUUGCUGUAUGUUUGGUAAUGGGACUGUGUGACGGCUGUUUCUUCACCAUUAUGACCCCUAUUGCCUUCGAGCUCUUCAGUUCUGAGAACGUCUCUCAGGCCCUCGGCUUCGGGCUGGGCAUGAUGUCUCUGCCCAUGCUAGUGGGUCCGCCUAUUGCAGGGAUCCUCCAUGAUCGCCUGGGCAGUUAUGACUUGGCCUUCUACCUGGCGGGAAUCCCUGCUCUGAUUGGUGGAGCUGUGUUGUGUGCAAUCCCAUGGCUGGAGUGGAGGAAGAGGAGGAACGAGAGGAAGAAUGAAACCGACAACAGAACAGCGCAGGAGUAA
Molecule: messenger RNA, 1680 nt
Organism: Clarias gariepinus (North African catfish)
Lineage: Eukaryota; Metazoa; Chordata; Actinopteri; Siluriformes; Clariidae
Product: monocarboxylate transporter 10-like
Exons: 7
Coding region: 1-1680 (559 amino acids)
Biological process (GO): transmembrane transport
Molecular function (GO): monocarboxylic acid transmembrane transporter activity
Source: RefSeq, a predicted model, not a curated record